AUGGGUCAACCUUCUGGUUUGAACGCUGCUCGUAAGUUACGUAACCAUCGUCGUGAACAACGAUGGGCUGAUAAACAAUAUAAAAAACGUGCCUUGGGUACUGCUUUCCGUUCCAAUCCUUUUGGUGGUGCUUCUCAUGCUAAGGGUAUUGUUCUUGAAAAGAUUGGUGUUGAAGCCAAACAACCUAACUCUGCUAUUCGUAAGUGUGUUCGUGUCCAAUUGAUCAAGAAUGGUAAGAAGGUUACUGCUUUCGUACCCAAUGAUGGUUGUUUGAACUAUGUUGACGAAAACGAUGAAGUCUUGAUUGCUGGUUUUGGUCGUAAAGGUCGUGCUAUUGGUGAUAUUCCUGGUGUUCGUUUCAAGGUGGUCAAGGUUGCUGGUGUUGCCCUUAUUGCUUUGUACAAGGAAAAGAAGGAAAAGCCUAGAUCUUAGAUGAUUAUUUUUAUUCCCUCUUUCAUCCUCCUCUUCACUUGUUUUGUAUAUUCAUCUCUUUUUACUCAUUUAUUGUCAAUCACACAAUACAAAAAAACCAUGUCAAUAUAUUACCAAUCAA
Halteromyces radiatus is the source of this 553-nucleotide messenger RNA. Its product is annotated as 40S ribosomal protein S23. The transcript is spliced from 3 exons. Lineage: Eukaryota; Fungi; Mucoromycota; Mucoromycetes; Mucorales; Cunninghamellaceae. The record is from RefSeq and is a predicted model, not a curated record. The coding region runs from base 1 to 432 and encodes 143 amino acids. Gene Ontology annotation, biological process: translation. Gene Ontology annotation, cellular component: ribosome; cytosolic small ribosomal subunit. Gene Ontology annotation, molecular function: structural constituent of ribosome.